This is a messenger RNA of Rotaria socialis, 1128 nucleotides long. The record is from the annotation of a GenBank genome assembly. Lineage: Eukaryota; Metazoa; Rotifera; Eurotatoria; Philodinida; Philodinidae.
AUGAAUAAUUCUUUAAUAUAUUCACAUGAAAAUUUUACACGUUGGAUAUCAGUUAUAUUAUCCCCGAUAAUAUUAAUCGGUUGUGCUAUUGGAAAUAUAGCAUCAUUUAUGGUUUUAUUACGACCACGUCUUCGUCGACAAACAACAUCAAUCUAUUUAGCAGUUCUAUGUAUUGCUGAAAUAGGAACAUGUUAUACUGGUCUUUUAAGACAAUUUUUGCUUGAUGCAUUUCGUCUUGAUAUUCGAACAAUAAAUCCAUUGGCAUGCCGGUCACACAUUUACUUCACCUACUUAUUUCUUCGUCUAGCUCCACUUCUACUUGCUCUUGUUACAUUACAACGUUAUUUUUAUGUUACUCAACGUGCUAUCUGUUCUUUAAAAUCAACAUGUGCACAACUAGUUUGUCUAUUUAUAUUUGCUUCUACAGCUGAAUUACAUUUAUUUGCCUUCUAUGAUUUAACCUAUUCGGAUACACGGCCAAGAAGUGAACACGUACCAUUUGAAUGUACUGUAGAUAAAUUGCAUCAUAGCACUUAUUAUGAAUUUCGUAGUAAAAUCUAUCCAAAAUUAGCACUUGUUGCAUAUACAGUAGUUCCACUAGCUAUUAUUAUUAUUGGUAAUGUUCUAUUGGUUCGAACAGUGCGAAAAGCAUCUCAACGUGCAAAAUGUAAAACAAAGAAAAAACGUUCCGUUACAAGAAUGUUAUAUGCUGUCAGUGUGCUUUAUACAGUAUUAACAUCUCCGGCAUCUAUAUUUCUCGCAAUAGCACCGGCAAGUUAUCAAUUAGCACCAGCUUUUCGUUUACAAUGGACAUUAUUGCGUCUUUUAUUUUAUUUAUGUCAUUCAGUGAAUUUUUUACUAUUCUGUGUGAGUGGCACAUUUUUUCGACAGGAAUUUAUUUCAUUCUCACGUUCAAUUUGUGUUAUUCAAUUGAAUUGGAAAAGUAAUCACAAUCACGCUGUUGGCAUAGAUGGUAUGACAAAAUUUGAAGAAAUAUUAAAUCCGACUUUAAAAUCUCGAACUCCUAGUGGCAAUAGCUUAACGAAAACUGAAAAGCAAAGUUCAAAAUUAAAUGAAACACGAUCAGCAGAAACUCCACCUGAAAUAUUAAAAAAUUCUACAUCUUGA